GUCAGCGGCGGAGAGCUUUCCUUUUCCGGUGUCAAAGAUCUUCUUCUGGGGACAAAGAUGGCGGCCCCCGACGAGUUGUUUUGCUGGGAAGGAGACUGGGGCUUACCCUCCGUCAGCACCGACUGCCUGGUGGUUCUGGCGUACGCUCAGUUUGCUGGAGCUCCACUGAAGCUCAGAAAGAUCUGCAACCCCUGGAGGAGUCCUGGCGGUUCUCUUCCUGCUCUGAGGACCAAUCAGAAAGAAACCCUGUCCCGACCUUCUGAAAUCAUCAUCCACCUCAGAAAACAGAAAUACAACGCCGACUACGACCUGUCAGCCAAAGAGGGAGCCGACAGCCUGGCCUUCAUCUCGCUGCUGGAGGAGAAGCUCGUGCCGGCGCUGAUCUACACGUUCUGGGUCGAGCCGAAGAACUACGUAGACGUGACGCGCCGCUGGUACGCCGAGCACAUGACGUUCCCCCUGAACUUCUUCCUGCCGGGCCGCAUGCAGAGCCGGCAGCUGGAUAAACUGCGGCUGCUGAGGGGAGACGAGAACCUGGAGGCCGGAGAAGAGCUGGAGAAGGAGCUCUACCGAGACGCCACAGAGUGCAUGAACCUCCUGUCCCAGAGACUCGGCUCCCAGAAGUUCUUCUUUGGAGACUCGCCUUCGUCUCUCGACGCCUACGUCUUCGGCCACCUGGCUCCCGUCCUGAAAUGCAAACUUCCCAACGGGAAGCUGCAGCAGCACCUGAAGUCCCUGGACAACCUGACCGGCUUCUGCACCAACAUCCUGCUGCUCUACUUCCCCAGAGACGGUCGAGCAGAAAACUGCGGGCAGAAAGCGACGCCGCAGCCGGACGGCGGAGACUUCGACAACGUCCCCAACAAGCGCAGGAAGCAGUUCCUGUCGGCUCUGGUUGCUUUCGGCGCCAUGCUGAGCUACGCCCUCCUGACCGGCAUGGUGUCCAUCCAGCACCAGGGGGCGCUGGAGGAGCCGCCGGACAUCGAACACAUCGGAUCCCACGACCACGAAGAAGAAGGUGACGGCUGAGGCCGAAAAGUGAAGGACAUUCCCGGACUGAAAACUAUUCCAGAUGAAUUCAUCAGAGCGUUUCUAGAUUUAUCUCACGAAGAACGCCACGGAGAUGCCGUUGGUGUGGAAAUUAUUAAAAUGCAAAUAAGUUAUCAGCGCUGAUGAGCCUCUGGGUGGACAGGAAGUGUGCGUGGGUGCUAUACAGACAAUAAAAAUAACCAACAUUAACGCAG
Molecule: messenger RNA, 1244 nt
Organism: Fundulus heteroclitus (mummichog)
Lineage: Eukaryota; Metazoa; Chordata; Actinopteri; Cyprinodontiformes; Fundulidae
Product: metaxin-1
Exons: 8
Coding region: 58-1029 (323 amino acids)
Biological process (GO): mitochondrion organization
Cellular component (GO): SAM complex
Source: RefSeq, a predicted model, not a curated record